This is a messenger RNA of Trypanosoma theileri, 240 nucleotides long. RefSeq lists its product as uncharacterized. The annotation marks the transcript as partial. Lineage: Eukaryota; Euglenozoa; Kinetoplastea; Trypanosomatida; Trypanosomatidae. The record is from RefSeq and is a predicted model, not a curated record. The transcript has a single exon.
GUGGUAAAGAACCCUUUGCUGGCAACACGAACCAAUGGAACUGAUAGCUCGUCACCUGAUGUGACUUUCUCACGUUCGGUGACUGUUGAUAAUUGGUUCCCUACACCGUAUAUGGAUUCUGAUCACAGUUUGAUCAGCUACACCAUUGCGAUAGGUGAAGGCGAACUUAGCGUGACUAAUACAUUCCCGCACCGCAAAUCUGCAACGUAUGCACUCGGAAAGGCUGAUUGGCCCAAGUUC